AUGCCUCCGCUGGUGGACGACUGCCAGCUGAGGUCCAUGGAAGCGUCCAGAAAUGGAGACAUGGUCAGCUCGGUACAUGUCUACGGCGGCGACGUGGUCGAGCGGCGCGACUCGAGCGGCAGAUCGAGCGCGACCAGCUCGCGCACCGGCGGCGGCCCGCCCUACCUGCGCACCGCGCUCUACGACUACGACGCGCAGGGCGAGGACGAGCUCUCGCUGCGCCAAGGCCAGAUCGUCGUCGUCCUGUCCGAAGACGCCAAGAUCUCGGGCGACGAGGGAUGGUGGACCGGCAAGAUCGGCGACAAGGUGGGCAUAUUCCCGUCGAACUUCGUCGCCGACGAGGAGGUGAGGAACCAAGUGAACUCGAUCAUAGCGGACAUAAAAGUGAUAAAAAUCGACUUCAACAGUUUGCAACUGGAAGAGGUGAUAGGGGUGGGCGGGUUCGGCAAAGUGUACCGCGGCGUGUGGAACGACGUCGAGGUGGCCGUGAAGGCGGCACGGCAGGAACACGACACGGAAAUGUCGGUGACGCGGGAGAACGUGAUCAAAGAGGCGAAACUGUUUUCCCUCCUGCGGCACGAGAACAUCGUGUCGCUGGAGGGCGUGUGCCUCGAGGAGCCGAACCUGUGUCUCGUGCUCGAGUACUGCCGCGGCGGCUCCCUCAACCGGGUGCUGGCCGGAAGGAAGAUCAGGCCGGACGUCCUGGUCGACUGGGCCAUACAGAUCGCCAAGGGGAUGCACUACCUGCACUGCGAUGCGCCCAUCUCUCUAAUUCAUCGUGACCUGAAAAGCUCCAACGUGCUCCUUUACGAGGAGUUCGAGCACGACGACCUGCAGUACAAGACCCUGAAAAUCACCGACUUCGGUCUGGCGCGCGAGGUGUACAAAACGACGCGGAUGUCGCAAGCGGGCACUUACGCCUGGAUGGCGCCCGAAGUGAUCAAAAACUCGACGUUCUCGUCGAAGAGCGACGUCUGGAGCUACGGCGUCCUGCUGUGGGAGCUGCUCACCGGCGAGAUUCCCUACAAGGGCAUCGACACGCUCGCGGUGGCCUACGGCGUGGCCAUCAACAAGCUCACCUUGCCCAUACCGACCACUUGUCCGGAACAGUGGAAAGAACUUAUGCAAAGUUGCUGGGAUUCCGAUCCGCACAUGAGACCUACAUUUGCCGUAAUCUUAGAACAACUGGACAGCAUAGUUAAUUCGUCAUUUACACAAGAACCGCACGAAAGUUUCCAUGUUCUGCAGGACGAUUGGCGCAAGGAAAUCGAGGAGGUCCUUCUCGAUUUGCGAAGAAAAGAAAAGGAACUUCGUUGUAGAGAAGAGGACCUCAACCGCGCGCAAGUGCAACAGCGCAUGCACGAAGAACAACUGCGGCAAAGGGAACAAGAACUUCAGGCGCGCGAAAUCGACCUGCUUCACCGGGAACUUUAUUUCAUGAUAAAUCAACAAACACCCACGCCUAACAAACGAAAAGGCAAUUUUAAGAAAUCCCGCUUAAAGUUCCUGAAAAAAGAGCCCGGCUCCAAUAUCAGCUCCCCUAGUGACUUUAGGCACACGAUAACUGUCAAACAUACGGCGAUUGAGGGCGUUAUUUCUCCCAACAGCCCCCCAGGCUCCCCUUCGAUACCCAGACUGAGGGCAAUUGCACUACCCGCCGACGGAGUGAAGGGCAAAACGUGGGGCCCGAGCACGUUCCACCAGCGCGAGCGCGGGCUGAUCCCGGCCCUGCGGCCCAUCCCGCCCAACGUGUGGUCGAAGAGCGCCCCGAACCUGGACAAGGCGCGCAACGCCCUCAUGCGAGCGCCGAACGAAAUAGAUUAUGCACCGCAUGAAGACUGGGGUCCCGAAUGUCCCCUUCCCAUGCCUGGGACAUUGAGGCACAACGUGCCUAUACCAACUUUAUAUAGCGCCGACGGACAAAGAUUGAAACCGAAAUGGAGUAUAGUGGAGCUGGUUCUGUACAAUAUUGCGGCCAUGUUGGCUGGAGUCGCGUCCGGAUACGACGUUCGAUUGUCGAAUGUUUCUCCAUUACAUCCCAGACUACAGCCUAAUCGACCCGAAAUCGACUUGCCGGCGUGGCGACCGGUCGAGAACCAAGACUACGAAUAUUCGACGACAUCAGGCUACAGCCACAACACGUACCACGGCCCGACGAAGCAUUGCCGCCCGAUGCUGACGGGCUCGCAAAUAAUGAACCUGCAAAACGAAGAAAUGCGACCGCUCCGAUUCACUGACUCGCCCCAACACCACCCGCCCAACCCGUCGCCCAGACGCAAGAGCAGCAGCACCAGCAACGACGGCUCGGAGUUGUACGUGCCGUACGAGAGGAGCGCCACCAUCUACAUCCCGGGGGAUUACCACGGCACGCAGAGCGAUACAGGCCCGUUCCCCGCCAUCAGGCCCGAGCCCGGGGUUAACUACAGCUACACCGACCAUAGUUCCGAGUACACUAGCAGUACUACUAUGUACGGUUACGGCACCGACUACGCGUAUGACAACCCGAGCAGUAUAAGCAGCCAUAGCGGCACUAGGACGCCGCAAAGGCUGCCGGUGCACAGCCACAGAAGAACCAACUCGAACGUGUCGAACGCUAGUAGCACCACAACGAGCGGUUCGAACGUUAACCCGAGCUUCAGACUCGAAGAGGAAUACACCCCGCACUACUUGCGCAGACCUCACGAUUACGACUACUACUCGCGUCAAGAGUCGAACUUCGAAAGGCCCACGACUCUGGAAAGCACCGGGCACACAAAACUCAGAUCGAGUCUGAAAAGGAACAACUAUCAGGCCAGCCAGGGGCACUCGGGCGGGAACACGCCCACCAACCCCACGCCGCCCGACAGCUUGACCAGCGACGACAGCUCGUACGUGUCGGCCAAAGACAGCAACUGCAGCGUGAGCAGGGUGCGAUUCUCGCCCACGACCUUGAUCGACUUGCCCGCGCCCGGUCAAAAUCAGGAUCCCACGAUUCCGUUGCAGGCGAGGAGGCCCAGGCAAAGGCCCUCGCUAGCCGAAAUGGAACGGGAGUUCUUGUCAUAA
Messenger RNA from Brassicogethes aeneus, 3042 nucleotides. NCBI's taxonomy places the organism in Eukaryota, Metazoa, Arthropoda, Insecta, Coleoptera, Nitidulidae. The record is from the annotation of a GenBank genome assembly.